GUGGAGGGGUGUUGUUGACUUCUGAGUUGGCAUGACGAUCUGACACCCUGCCGUCCAGAGCCUUCUGUCCGUUUCCACGGUGACUUGAUCCCAUUCCGCGAUUCUGUUCUCCGAGUUCCGGACCUGUGGAACACCGAGUGGAUUACCGCUGUAUACACACGGAGUGAGUUCAGAGAGAGGAGAGAUCUGGGAACGCAGUGAGGAUGCCGGUGCAGCAGAUCUCUGUGGUCCCCGCUCGGGAGAUGGCCAAUAGCGGCCGGAGCGCCCCUCGCUCCAAAGACAAGACCGAGAGUAUUAAAGGUCCAGGUCGGUCAGGCAGUCGAUCCAGCAACAUCUUGAAGGCCAGCAGUUCUACAACAGGAUUGGCUCCUGGCAGUGUUUCCAGGACAACUCCCUCCUCUCAGGACAUCUGCAGGCCGGUGCCGCUGGGUCGUGUAGAGGAAGGUUGUGACACAGCAGUGAUGAAGCUGAGCGGCGCGGUAUUAGGCUCCUCUCAGACCACGUUAGGCUCCUCCCAGCAGGGCCAAACCAGGAAGAAGAAGAAACCAAACAGGAAGAGAGACUCCUGCUCCGCCCCCGAUGCCCCAGCGACUGCACAAGAUGACCCGGUCCAACACAGUGACGACCGCAGUGACCGCAGCUCUGACCGCAUCGGAGAGAGGGGGGAGAGGAGGAGGGAGAGGAGGAGGGAGAGGAGAGGGGAACACCCCCGCCACCGUAGCGCCGCCCCUCCUGAAUCUGAUUCGUCGUCUGACGGGGAGGCGGGGCGGGAGGCCAGAAGCUGGAGCAGGGAGAAAGCCAAGAGGGGACGACGCCGCAGUGGGAGUAGCAGGGAGAGGGGAGAGGGGAUGGAGCUGCAGUCUGUAGGGUCUGGUGAGGGGAAGGAGAACCAAGAGAAAGUGGUUCCACUGGAGAACGGUUCCGGAGUGAAGAACCGGCGAUCAGGAGGAGGAGGGGAGGAGAGCAGACGGAGCUCCCAGCGCAGGGAGGAGGCGGGGUCUAAGUUCCGUAGCCCCGGCGGUAGCUCAUCAUUGGCUGAGGAUGGAGAGAGGGAGGGACAGAUCACUAAGAAUUACCAGGAGACCGGGUCAGUGGGUGGAGACAUGUCCGCGCCGUCACCACGGAGAUAUGGGGGCUGCAACGCCCCCGAAGGCUGCUCCGAUGACGAGCCAGAGGUCUGCAGGAUCUGCCACUGUGAAGGAGAUGAGGAGUGUGUGUUGAUAACCCCGUGCCGCUGUACCGGCAGCAUGAGGUGUGUUCACCAGGACUGUCUCAACCAGUGGAUCAAGUCAUCAGACACACACUGCUGUGAGCUGUGCCAAUACAACUUCAUCAUGGAGACUCACCUUAAACCUCUACGUAAGUGGGAGAAGCUCCAGAUGUCGACCAAUGAGAGGAGGAAGAUCUUAUGCUCCCUGAUGUUCCACCUGGUGGCCAUUGGUUGUGUUCUCUGGUCCGUAUACGUCCUCGUCAACAGAACCCUCCACGAGAUCAACCUGGGACGCAACACCGGUCAGCACCUCCACCCUGACCUUAACCCAACCUCUAUUCAACCCUGA
Molecule: messenger RNA, 1559 nt
Organism: Oncorhynchus nerka (sockeye salmon)
Lineage: Eukaryota; Metazoa; Chordata; Actinopteri; Salmoniformes; Salmonidae
Product: E3 ubiquitin-protein ligase MARCHF7-like
Exons: 7
Coding region: 204-1559 (451 amino acids)
Biological process (GO): antigen processing and presentation of peptide antigen via MHC class II; protein polyubiquitination; immune response
Cellular component (GO): late endosome membrane; cytoplasm; lysosome
Molecular function (GO): MHC protein binding; zinc ion binding; ubiquitin protein ligase activity
Source: RefSeq, a predicted model, not a curated record